Molecule: messenger RNA, 6112 nt
Organism: Colletotrichum destructivum
Lineage: Eukaryota; Fungi; Ascomycota; Sordariomycetes; Glomerellales; Glomerellaceae
Exons: 2
Coding region: 105-1148 (347 amino acids)
Source: RefSeq, a predicted model, not a curated record
GUACCUCUACUUCCUUGGUGAGGGUGGCAGACGGAGGAGACCCUUUUUACGACCUUCCAAGCCUAAUCACUUGCCAAAAUAAGCCGGCCAGUCUUUAAGCAGCAAUGCCCGCUGUCACUCAUCCUGAGCUGGGCCUGGGCGAGCCGCCCUCAGCUGCUCGGUCUUACCACCACCUCUCCCUCUCGAAUUUCUGCACGGGGCUUAUCCUGCUCACUAUCCUAAUCAUAAUCCGUCUGGUGGCAUGCCGUGUUUUCGUCUCCGCAACGAGCAAGAACGACAAGGUCGUUCAGCGACACAGCCUCGUCGUAGACGAUAUUACCCAUCUGAUCAACCAGCAACGGCUGCAUCCUCUUUUCGUCCAGGAAGGAGGCUGGGUAAUGGAAGAAAAGUCACGUAAAGUCAACAAUAGCACCCAGGACGCCAGGGUUCGACCAGCUGACAAAGCUUAUUCGCAAGUCAACUGCGCGACCCGCGAUGGGGAUUCGAGGGAAACUAAGAGAAGGGGGAGCGACGCGACGUCGCGGACCGGCAUGCUCAAAUUAGAAAAGGUUCCAGGGCUGAGUUCCGAAGAAUUUGUCUUGUCAGGACCUCCGCCUCCGCCGCCCCUGACACCUCCGGAGCUAUCACCCUCCGUCUUCGCCUACGACGAACGCAGGAGGAGCUUCACCAGUGGCGUUUCAGAACUUGACGCGUCCUUCUUCGAACAGCCAAACCCCGACUACAUGUCGUCUACGUCGAUAGGCACCUCGACAGCAACACAGAGGGCGCAUAUCAUGCGAUCCUCUCCGACGGCUCGAAGGAGGUCCUACACCAAGAUGUUUCCCAUUGGAGAGCCAGCUCAUUCAACAGGGCCGGUUCUUGACGAGGUCGUUAUGAGCUUCUCUCCGUCGUCAUUCCCACCUACGUCGCCCCUAAUACCAGGCCCUCCCCCUAUCUACGGCGAGAUCCGCUACGACGAGACCACAAAUCAAGAGAUUUUGGUGCAAGGAGAGAUCAUCUCUAUUCUUGACGAUGCCGGGGCUGGAUGGAAACGUCACACAAGGGUUUACGGAGGCGGCGUUUGCCUUGCCUGCGCAGCAUCUUGUGACGAUGGUCACCAUGGCGGUUUCUACGGCGAGAAUGUUUUGCCAGAGGAGAAGCGGUACUAAGGCUCUGUAGUGGAACAACAACAACCAUUUAAUCAGUACUUGUCUACACCCAUCAUGACAGGUCGAUUUCUCGGGACAUAGAGGGAGAUGAUAGACGAAAGCAGGAUGUCAUCAGCAUCAGGACAGGGCAAAAGGGAUUCGGCUUCCAAUCUCACACGGGAGGGUUUUCGACCUUGUCUCAUUUCAGUAACAUUUUUCUCUUCCUUGUAUAUUCGCCCAUAGGCCUCACGGCAUAGAGGGUUGGGUCUGUUUGAUUUUGUUUAGGCUUUCUUUUGUCCUGUUGAGUUUUGGAGAGAAGGGCCGGAUGCUUGUAAUGGGGGUUAAUGUUUUUCUUGAUCGUGUUAUUUUCCUUUUUUUUCUUCCUCGACAAUUAUCACGCUUGAUGAUGUUUACGAUUUCAUGACGAUGACGACACCGUUUUUGGUUUUACAGUUCAUAAACUUGGAAGGUGCGAACGUCUGUGUACGUAAGUGUGUGUGUCGUGGGCGAUGGUUCUAUCUUGUACGAGUUAAGGAAGAUGAAAGAGCAUCGUGUCUUCUCUCCCUGAAUGACGGCGAGGGGCCGAGACGAAGCGUAUGUGUUACCCAAACACUUUGCUAAAAUUUCGAAAAAGCCUGGGGACAUGUUAAAUCCCUCCGUUGUCUACAUGAUGCGGUCUGCCUUUGCUGUGUUUUGACCGUCUUCGAACUCCUGGGAUCGUCUGCCACCUUGGGAACCCCGCUGAUGCGCAGAGUAUGCCCCGCCCCAGGGCACCACAGCCCCCGACGUCCCUAUUCAGAAUGCGGUGUCUUGUUCGAUGCCCAACAGCGUAGAUGAUCCGCUGCGGGCCGAGGGUUUUGGAUGUCUCCUCGGUACUAGAUGCUCGAAAAUUGGCCGAGGAAGCAAGUCGGGUACAGCCUAUUAAGGAGAGUCGGCUGCGGCCUACGGCAUCUCCUCUGGGUUUGGGAAGAGUUGUUGGCGUAGUUUCGAUUUUUUAUUCGGGGAGUUGUAGCUUGAGUGAGACGACGUGGUUCCACCGACUAUUCUACUGAUGUCGGAGUGUCGUUCCACGCGGAGAGAUAUCUGCUGGUCGAGGAGCCUUCGGGUUCACAGUUUUGAACGGCUGUUCCCCUGAAAGCAGCGGUAAGAGGGCGGUUUCUCGUCAUUGAACCAACUCUUCAAAGCAAGUUUUUUCAGCCUGGGAUGCUCAGAUCAUCAGGGGAAUUGCAACAAGCGGCAGUCUCUCUUCGUGGGCCGCGCGCUCCGGGUACCUGAAGCGAGAGAGCCACACAGAGUCUUUCUUCCUGCUCACGAUGGCUGACGAUGGACCUCCGCCUGCGGUUGCGGUGGCCGCGGAAGUCCAACCAGCCAGGGUUGGGCGACUAGAUGGUCCACCAUCGAGUCCCGCAAGAAGAAAUCUACCAUGCGACCUUGGUUCGCGUCUGGGACGCGCUUGUACCUGGACAACGCUGGCCGGGCCUCCUCUUACACCCCAAACUCUAAUACUCUUGACCGUAUCCCGGCCCUUUCUCCGUCUCACGUCAUUCUCGAGACAUCCCAGGACGCUAGAUGAAUACCACUGGGCCUCAAAGACGGAGCGGAAGGGUGGGUGGGGUCAUCCUCCUUUGGAGCCUGGGUCUCGCUCAGGCUAAUGGAUGUAUAUUCACAUCCUCACAUGCCGUCAGGGCGAGGGUGAGCCGUGGAUCAGAGGAGGGGAUUGUUGACAUCGCCCGUCGUCUUCGGUGUUGACGAUGGCCGAUCAAUCGAUCAGCUGCGCGGUUCUAUGCUGUAGCUCUGGCUGGUGGCUCAUCGCUUCUCCAGUUCCUUUCCGUAGGCCGAAGAUGAAUUGGCCGCUCUUCCCCGCGGGAUGAUUAGCCUUCUUGACAAUCUUCUACAGACAACCGGCUGCUGUACAACAUAUCACGCGCGGGCCCCGCUUGCUCUCAAGUUGACAGAGGUAGUGGAGGUGAUGUGUAGGAUUCUUUUCGAUGAGCAAACCCGCUGUGGGCUGCCUGGAGACGAAUAAGCAAUUGAAGGAAGCAAGAGGGCGACGAGGUGGGCGUGUGAGUGAAUACCGUCCCCGUCAGUCGACGAUCGACGGACCACGUUGGCCAUCUGCCAUUGCGUGACGAUCAUGGAACGUCCCAUGUUCGCGGAAGCCUACGACGCAAGGAUCCCAAAAGGGAUCCAGAGGGCGGAGGUGUUCCCUCACGCGUGGAAGGAUCGUGGUGGAUGCCAUUUCCACGUCAGCUGCCUCGUCGCUGACCCCCCUCCCCCUUCUCCUCCUUCGCCAGCCUCUGUACGAGCAAGUAGCUUCCAGAAACCGACAUCGCCAGUCAACUCCGAGUGCUUCUCUCUCUGAUUGUUACCCUUCUGGCCUGGGAACCCGGCCUCGUUAAAUAUUUCCAAGCGGCGGGCCGACUUUGGUCGAGUAUCAGGCUUGAGCAAACGCUCGACACGUGGGAGAGUCGGUUGAAGAGCGAAAAGGAGACGUGAUGGACUCCUGCUUGGCAGGUAGGGUCGUAGCCGUGAGACAAGAGAGCCGCAGGAUCCGCCGUCAAGAGCUUUCACGGGGGGCUGGCCAUUGGUUUGAUAUACGAACCGUCACCAGGCGCAACAGUUGAUUGGGCGCGCGGUAAUCUUCGAGGCAGAGUUAGCGCCCCGAAGGAACAGGAAGCCGAGUCAUCAUUUCUCGCAGCCCUCUCAGCCCUACGACGUGGCCAGGCUGGGCAUGCAUGAAGUGGCUUCCGUAUAGGUUUGGCGGGAGGGGUCGUUUCAAUGCGGCACGUCUUAGCGAAGGUCCGUUGACGUGUUCGUUCGGCGAAGUGAUUAUUGAAAAGGGCCGACGUAUCGUCUACCUUUUUUGCAACGUGACUUUGCCCGAACUUGCCCGUUCAACAACAUGAGGUUCUUCCGAGUUGCGGUUUUCCCAUAGUCAACGGUAUGGCUUCGCUGUCGAGGACGCACGAAGCGGCAGGGCCGGGUUUGCCUCGAAACGCAUUGGAUUCUCCCGCCUAAUUCCGACGAUUCGGUAAGGCGGUAUUCUUUUUAAUGUCGGCGACACUUUGAUGAAAAAGACCGGCUACCUGAACCAUAUUGGACCACCGGAGUGCGUAAACGUUUCCAUAGACCGGAUAGGGGGUCUCGCAGGCCACAUCAUGCUCGCACACAGCACCCACAGCAACAAAUGCAAAGAAGACAGCAGUCCUGGAACAGCCUAACUCCGGGCUUGACCCCCGGCCUGCCGGUCUUCGGACAAUGUCGUCACCGCAGGCUCGGAGAAGAGGAGCCGUGGUUCUUGAUGCUGUCGAGAAGAGCCGACGUCCGCGCGUGGGAAGUGGUGAAGAAGACGACAUCGUCGGAUAGGGUCCACGGAGAGAUGGCGUCCAUCAACGUCAGCCAUCGAGUAACCCAUGCUCCAGCAGGCCGAUCAUUCGCCGUGUGACUCAGCCUUUCUCUUCUUUGCACGUUUCGUGGCACCAGGUGACUCAGCCAAGCUUGGAACUAAACCGUCUGCGAUUAGCAACGUCGAGUUGAAAGCAGAAUCACGAAGCAUAUAACGUUAGUGCCUGUAUAGCUGGCAUCUAGGUCAAGACUUUGAGAAUCUGUCAUCGAAUUUAGGAACAUCCAUUCGCAUCAGACCGACCAUAGCCUGCGGGCCGUUGUUGCACCAUCGCCGACGACAAGGUUGGUUGCCGUGUAAUGUUCCUACGUGCUGAUACUCACUCUCGUUGCGGGCCGUAACGGACUACAACCACGUCGAGAACAAUCAAAAGGACGAUGCUAUUGAUCUCAAAGCAGAGGAUCCAUUGGCGUCAAGGCAUAUCCUUGCCCAACUAAUGUCGUCAAAUGGAAGCCUAACAGCCGGGAGCCCGGAAUCAACCUCUCUUUGCCAAGGUCACGGCUACAAGUUUCAUGUUUGGAGAGGCACCAUGUUGAGCGAGGGGCUGCGAACGCUCGAAGCCCAACAUGGCCCUCGGGACGGUCGCGCAUAGUGAGCGACGUGCCCCACGUUCCUGUACCUUGCGCGCUUGUUGGAACGUAGAUCUUUGGUAGCUAAGUGCUUAACCCAAUGUCACAGAAGAAGGAACGCGCCGUUUCGCCCAGCGCGUGUCAACCGGAAGACGAUGGCAUAGAUCUGCAGGGUCUUGGCCGAGAUCGACGGAGAGUGGUCAAUAGGACGCCCCGCGUAGUCGCGGCGGCGACGCUACACAGAGAAAAUUGCCAUCAACAUUACGCGCAGUUGGCUGUCGACACAACACCACUCAAGAGAUCGGCAUCGCGAUAGACGGCGGCUAAGGGGGUCUGGUAGCUAGGCUGGGCGAUCGAGAGUGUUGGAGGGUGGGAAAACAACUUGAGUGGUGCCACGUUGGCGAUCGGUAAGCCCUUUUUGACCACUGUCAAUCUUCAUAUCACAAAACUGCGAAAGUGGCUGCGGUAUGGCUGCAGCUUAAGCGCUCGUUGAAGGAGAGGGCUUGCAGAAUGCAGGAUGCAGGUGGGUGAAAUGUCGACAGGCAACGCAACCGUAACUGCAGCCUUAGAACAACGGCCCAUUACCAUUUCGUCCUUUCCAAAUUUCCCCCGCAUGAGUGGGCGUUACCCUGCAAAGCUCGUUUCACGAGGGGACUCCUUGUGGUUCCCAAGCCGAUCGACGGGGAGCCAAAUAGGACGGCUGUUCCGCAAGGCCGCCGAACUCAAGAGGCCAAAAGAAUUCUGGUGUGGUGAAGCGAGGGAGGGGGCACGAAUACAGACUGGAUGCGAAUAGGAAAAUUAGGGGAAAGCUUCCGGUAAUGGCGAUGUCAAUCAUGUGGCUCAACAACCCCCUCGCCUCGCCUCAUACGAGACAAGUAGUGUACUUCGUACACGUGUAGAAGGUUCCAAGGCCAUGCCGAUUCCGAGAUGACAUUGUCACGUCCCAGGCACAAUUCCUCUGUUCCUGCGGAACUGGGAUGGCCGGCGUCACGUCUCGGGCGCUGGCCGCUGUC